GAUUUUUCCUGAUCUCCCCAAUUAACGUGUGGGACCCUUUCCCCAAGUAUUAUACUCUUCCAUCUUCAUCCACCUUCGUUUCCUUUUCCGACGAACACCACCCAAAGAAAUAAAAGGUUUAAAAAAGAAGGAAAGAAUCUUCCCCAUUGAUGAAAUACUCGCUUUGCUUCUGACACUGAAAUUUCUGGGAUUUUCGUCCUCCAUUGUUUUCUGUUGCAAAUUAAAGAAAACUAUGGGCCAAAUUCUGAGUAAAAGACACCAUAAUCAUCAUCACAACCACCACCACCACCACCACCACCAACAAAACAACCACCACCAGCAGCUUAACAAUCCACAGCCACCUACGCCGCCGCCGCCAUCCACGCCACUACCCCUACCGGCUCCACGUCAACAAGCACCGCUUCCAAAUCCCGCCCCGCCACCGCCACCGCCACAACCACCAGUUCCUACUACCUUUACUUUUGCUGCCAACGCCCCAUAUCCCUCCCUCCCGCCACCAACGCCGACUCCGCCGCCGCCUCCUCCUCCUCCUCAGCCGCAGUCUUUUCCUUACUACCCGCAAUACAAUUACAGUUACUCUAACUAUGUGAGACCCGGCAACGUGAUGGGUGCCCAACCGGGAAAUUACUACAAUCCAUAUUUUGUGGGUCAUGGCCAUGGGAAUAUGUGGGACCGGCCGCCAGCGGGGAUUCAACUGCCUCUUAUGCCGCCUCCGCCGCAGCCGGUGCCGUAUGUGGAUCAUCAGAGUGCAAAGAAGAUCAAGAAUGAUGUGAAUGUUCACAAGGAUACUAUAAAGCUUGAUGUCGAUGAGGGGAAUAGUGAUUGCCACUUGGUGUCAUUUACAUUUGAUGCCUUGGUUGAUGGAAGUAUCACUAUCUACUAUUACGCAAAGGAAGGAACAAAAUGCACAUUUACCCCUGUCUAUCCCGAGAUGUAUGUGCCAGUGAAAAUUCCUUUCCAAAAAGGAUUGGGCCAGAAAUUCUGCCAACCUUCCGGAAGUGGAAUCGACCUUGGAUUUUUUGACAUUGACGACUUGUCGAAGCCAUCCGAUGGAGAUGUUUUCCCACUUGUAAUAUCAGCAGAGUCAAGUCCAUUAUCAACUUUGACAGAGGGUCAGCCCGGCGCGGAAGCAGAGAAUGCAUCUCCUCAUGCUCAAAUAACUCAGGCUGUGAUAGAGAAGAGCCAGGAUAAUGGUUUCAAAGUUAAAGUAAUUAAGCAGAUUCUGUGGAUAGAUGAGGUUAGGUAUGAGCUUCGGGAGAUCUUUGGUAUCAGUGACCCAGAUGAAGUAACCAUUAAUGACAAGGACUCGGGUAAAGAAUGUGUUAUCUGCAUGACGGAUCCCAAGGACACUGCAGUUCUGCCGUGUAGACAUAUGUGUAUGUGCAGUGAAUGUGCUAAAGAAUUGAGGAUGCAAUCGAAUAAGUGCCCGAUAUGUCGCCAGCCAAUAGAAGAACUUCUGGAGAUCAAGGUUGAUGAAGGUAAAUUAACAACUGAUAAACACUUCAUAUUCUUAUAAGUAUCGCUUCCUCUUUUAAGUUUGCAAUUACAUGCCGUCUUUUUUUGCCAUCAGGUGUGUCAUGAGCUGGUUCUGCAAGGGCCUUGAUGAUGACUGUAUAAAGAAAACUGAGCGGGGUGGCAAUACAAGUCAAAUAUACUAGAUUUUGUACAUUGAUUUGACUGGAUGAUACAGAGUUACAUUCUGCUUUUUUCCAUUGAUGUAAUUUUCCUGAAAAUUCCCACUUCUGAGGUUCCCAGAAAGCUUUGGAUUUCGGUCCCUUUUGUUUUUUUUAACAAUUUCAGGUACCUAAAACAAGCAAGAUCAGGGAAUCAGACAUGGGUUUUGCUUCCUGAAUGAGCAAGUGAUCAAUAGGGUUGUGUGUAUUUUUAGAUGAUAGUAGAUUGGGAUGUAGGACUGGGGGAAUAUUUGCUGAACAAGUAAAACUUUUAAUGGUCGACUGUGUGACUGUGUGUGGUUUGAGUCUAAUUCUAAGGUGACAAACUCCUGGGAUGGUGUGAAAAGAGAGGAGCAAUCUGUCACGUGUGGAGGGAACAUUGCUGCAUUUCUUUUCUCUUUUUUGUUUUUGGGAUAGAGAUAAAGUGAAAGAGAGGAAUCCAGUUAUGAUCCCCAGGUUGUUUUAAAGGUAUCUGGAGCUUGUUACCUUUGAUCUUGGCAACUGGAGAAAAAGUUUUUACUCUGGAGGUCCAGUGCCUUGGAUUUUCCCUGAUUAUAAAAGAAAUUCCUUCAAUUCUUCUAAAGAAAGUUGCUUGCGGUUUUCAUUUUUAAAGAUGGCAAGUUUUAUUUUACUUUUGUGGUAAUCGACUUACAAAUAAUAACACGAAGAGUUCGUUAAGAUGACAGUGAAUUCAUUUAGUAAUAUAUGCGUUUUCUUUUCAUUCAUUUGGUGGGCAACUUAUCAUACGAAAACUGGUGGUCCAAAUGACC
Messenger RNA from Oldenlandia corymbosa var. corymbosa, 2443 nucleotides. The record is from the annotation of a GenBank genome assembly. Lineage: Eukaryota; Viridiplantae; Streptophyta; Magnoliopsida; Gentianales; Rubiaceae.